Lagopus leucura (white-tailed ptarmigan) is the source of this 1973-nucleotide messenger RNA. RefSeq names its product forkhead box C1 (gene FOXC1). Lineage: Eukaryota; Metazoa; Chordata; Aves; Galliformes; Phasianidae. Gene Ontology annotation, molecular function: RNA polymerase II cis-regulatory region sequence-specific DNA binding; DNA-binding transcription factor activity, RNA polymerase II-specific. Gene Ontology annotation, biological process: cell differentiation; regulation of transcription by RNA polymerase II; anatomical structure morphogenesis. The record is from RefSeq and is a predicted model, not a curated record.
AUGCAGGCGCGCUACUCCGUGUCCAGCCCCAACUCCCUGGGCGUGGUGCCGUACCUCGGCGGGGAGCAGAGCUACUACCGAGCGGCGGCGGCGGCGGCCGGCGGGGGCUACGCGGCCAUGCCGGCCCCCAUGAGCGUGUAUUCGCACCCGGCCCACGAGCAGUACCCCGCCGGCAUGGCCCGCGCCUACGGGCCCUACACGCCGCCGCCGCAGCCCAAGGAUAUGGUGAAGCCGCCCUACAGCUACAUCGCGCUCAUCACCAUGGCCAUCCAGAACGCGCCCGAUAAGAAGAUCACCCUCAACGGGAUCUACCAGUUCAUCAUGGAGCGCUUCCCUUUCUACCGGGACAACAAGCAGGGCUGGCAAAACUCCAUCCGCCACAACCUGUCCCUCAACGAGUGCUUCGUCAAAGUGCCCCGCGACGACAAGAAGCCCGGCAAGGGCAGCUACUGGACGCUGGACCCCGAUUCCUACAACAUGUUCGAGAACGGCAGCUUCCUGCGCCGCCGCCGCCGCUUCAAGAAGAAGGACGCCGUCAAGGACAAGGAGGAGAAGGACCGCCUGCACCUCAAGGACCAUGCCCCGCCGCCGCCGCGCCCGCCGCCCACCGCCGCCACCAGCGCCGAGCCCGAGGGCGGGGGCCCUCCCGCGGCCGGGGCCGCUCCGCCGCCGGUGCGCAUCCAGGACAUCAAGACGGAGAACGGCACGGCCUCCCCGCCGCAGGCCGUGUCCCCGCCGGGCGCCGCGCCGCCGCUGGGCGCCGUGCCCAAGAUCGAGAGCCCCGACAGCAGCAGCAGCCUCUCGAGCGGCGGCAGCCCCCGCGGCGGAGCGCUCCCCGCCGCCCGCUCCCUCGGCAUGGAGGGCCCCGAGCCGCCUCCUCCACCUCCUCCACCUCCUCCUCCUCCCCCCCCUCCGCACCAUCACGGGCCGGGCUUCAGCGUGGACAACAUCAUGACCUCGCUGCGGGGCUCCCCGCAGGCGGCCGAGCUGGGCGCCGGCCUGCUGCCCCCCGCCGCCGCCGCCCCGCGCAGCUCGCUGCCGCCCGCCCUCUCGCUCGGCGCCUACUCUCCGGGCCACAGCUCCGCGGUAUACGGCUCGCCUUGCGGCCAGCCCGCUGCCGCCGCCGCCGGCUCCUACCACUGCAACAUGCAGGCCAUGAGCCUGUACGCGGCGGCGGGGGGCAACGAGCGGCCCGGCGGCCACCUGCCCGCAGCCAGCCCCGCCGAGGAGCCGCUGCCCGACUACGCCAUGCCCGGAGGGGGCGGCGGCGGAGCGGCCAACGGCGGCGCGGGGAGCGGCGGCGGCCCCGGUGGCGGCGGCGGCGGCGGCGGCGGGGCAGGGGGCGGCCACCAGGAGGGGCACCACCCGCACCCGCACCCGCACCAGGGCCGCUUGGCUUCCUGGUACCUCAACCAGGCUGCUGCGGCGGCGGCGGCGGCGGCGGCGGCGGCGGGGGAGCUGGGCUACGCGGGGCCGCAGCAGAGCUUCGCCGCCGGUCCGCGGGACGUCUUCGAAGCGCCGGAUGGGGCUCAGCGCCUCGCCCGGAGGCGGAGGAGGCGGCGGCAACGCGGGGAGCGGCGGAGGAGCGGGGGGCGGUGGCAGCUGUCAGAUGGCGUUCCCGGCAGCCAGCCGCUGUACCGCGCCUCCGGGGCCUUCGUCUACGACUGCGGCAAGUUCUGAGCGCGGCCCGCCGCCCGCCGCCCGCGUGCGGGGCGGUGAGAGGACGGCGGUGCCCGCUCCCACUUGGAUGGUGCGGACCAAACGCCACAAAGUGUUUCCCCUUCCCCGAGAAGUGUCGUUAACACGGACUGAAACGCUGAUAUUUUUUUUUCACUCUAUAUAUAUAAAAAAAGGGAAACUGUAUUAAUCUUAUUCUAUCAAUAUUUUUUCCUGUUUUUUUUUUUUUUUUUCGUUGAAAAUAUCCCGAAGGUAUCGCGUUGUUUGUUUAUUAAUAAAUUACCGUUCAGUUGGAA